GUGGUCUCGGGGACAAAAGAUGGCGGCCCCCAUGCAGCGGGCACUGUGCGGUGCCGCGGUGCCAUGGCGGUGGGCGCUUGGCCCUCGCUGGCUGGCCGCCGCGGCCGCGCCCCGGUGGCGGCUCGUGGGUGCGCUGUGUCUGCAGAGGCCGCCGAGCAUCACGCAGGCCCUGAGCCCGGAGCAGGAGGAGAUGGCGCAGCUGGUGCACCAGAUAGAGGUGGAGAAAAGCAACUUUUCAGACCAUGAGAUCCGUCGCUUGGCAGAAGAGGAGCAGCUGCAGAAGAUGAAAGACAAUAUACAGGAUGAGGAAGCGGACUCUGGGCAAGCUAUUGUGUUGGCCCAAGACCUGGAGGAUGCCUGGGAACAGAAAUUCCAACAGUUCAAAGCUGGCCCACGAAUAACAGAUGCUGAUAAACGCAAUGACCGGACAUCUUUGAACAGGAAGCUGGAUCGGAACCUGAUGCUUCUGGUCAAAGAGAAAGUUGGCAACCAAGAGUUGUGGUUCCUUCCUCAAGCAGAGUGGCAGGCUGGAGAGACGUUGCGAAGCACUGCAGAGCGAGCUUUGGCUACUCUCUCGGGAAAUUGCAUCCAGGCCAAAUUCCUAGGGAAUGCACCAUGUGGGCUUUAUAAGUACAAGUUCCCCAGGGCCCUCAGGACAGAGGGCAGUGUGGGGGCCAAAAUAUUCUUCUUCAAAGCUCUCCUCCAGAGCGGUGAUCUGCCCCAGGCAGAGAGGAAAGAAGACUACGUGUGGGUCAGCAGGGGGGAGCUGGGGGAUUACUUGAAACCGGACUACCUAACACAAGUCAACAGAUUUUUGAUGGACCAGUGAAAGUCAGGGCUGUGCUCCAAGCAAAUGGGGAGGACGCAAAAAACAACUUCAGACAGGUGCAUUGCCUCUGUGUACAGAGAGUGGCAUUUGAAGAAGGAUCCAACCUCCCCCUUGUUUUCUGUUCCUCUUCUCUAGGCCUGUAUCAAAUAAAAAAUAUUAAAACCUCUGCUAA
Messenger RNA from Caretta caretta (loggerhead turtle), 1001 nucleotides. RefSeq names its product mitochondrial ribosomal protein L46 (gene MRPL46). Gene Ontology annotation, molecular function: structural constituent of ribosome. Gene Ontology annotation, cellular component: mitochondrial large ribosomal subunit. The record is from RefSeq and is a predicted model, not a curated record. Lineage: Eukaryota; Metazoa; Chordata; Testudines; Cheloniidae.